AUGGUCCGAGUAAUAUCCGUACAUCAUUUCGCGAACCAGCACAUCCAAGUCGUGGAACAACCAACAGCAUGCACUGUAGCACCACCGAAUCGUUUACUCUCCGCUCUAAUGAGCAACUGCGUGGAAGUCCGAGACCUCAGCAACGACUCGGAAGUGUUGUUCUCCUUUCCCACUGUCGAUGAAGUAGUUCAAAUAGUUCACUGCUUAAAUGGCGAUUACGUGGCUACUUUGGAAACAAAGUUCAAUCGUCAGAACAAAGAGAUCAACUUCGUGAGGGUUUACAUUAACUGGGACAGCAUAGCAACGUUGCAACAAUCGAAAAUGACGAAUAGCGGGGUUAGCCUGGGCUCCUCGGAAUGCGGAAUGGUGCAGCCCAUGCGGGCCAGAAUAGCCGGGAGAGUUACGCCUACUACGAAUCAGUCGGAGUUGGGGAGCCUGGAGAUGAUCGAAGUGCCUGUGAAGAGGAACCCGAAUUGCGUGGAGUGUUGCCAAGUUUCCGGGAAUUUGCUUAUUCUUUCAGGCAAAAUUAUAAACAUACACACGUUCAAAAUCAAGUCCCACGACAUUUCUAAAAUGAGGUUUAUAGAUUUCGAGGAGAUGCCUAUUUUGAUUGAACUGUCGUUUAACCCCUAUCAGGUGUCUUUUUGCGAAAAUUACAUCGCUUGCAUGAGUAAAGAUGCCUUUCAUCUUUUCAAAAUCGAAAAUGUUAAAAAAGAAUGCAAUGAUUUACAUGCAUGUACGGAGAGCGAUUUUAAUUACCUAUAUUCUAAUAAUGGUCCAAUAGAUUAUAAGAAGAUCUUAAAAGAAGAAAUGUUGAACGUCUCUAAGGAUAAAAUUACAGUUAAUUUGCCUAGUAUAGUUAAAGAAAAUAGUAUAAUUCACAAGAGCAGCCCUUUUACUUUCAGCGAUGGAGACAUUUCCGCAAUAAUUAAAUCUUCAGGAAUUCUGGAGAACAAAAACGUACCAUACAAAAUAACAAACCUGAUACAAUUAAGGCUGAUGCCUAUUUUGAUAGAAAGCGCACAACGACAAGUAUCCGAAGAAUUCAAAAGUAUGGUGUUAAAGCCAAUAUACAUCGACCAAAAUCUAAACAAAUCCUCAUCCAAAACAGCACCAAGCAACUUUUUUAACAGCGAUUUCGACAAAUGCUUCAACAGCGUCGUUUGCAUUAUUGCUACACAACAAGAAGGAUAUUUGUAUCACUUCGAUAACAACGACACUUGCACUGAUAAAGACAACUGCAUAGCAGUAUAUCCUUUCACAGCACCCGUAUUUAAGCUAGUCAUGGAGGAUUAUUUGCUGCACGCUCUAACAGAAACCGGCUUGGAAUCGUACACAUUGAGAUACGGCCAUCAGAUGUGCAGGAAUUUCGAACUAGUCGACAAUAUUAACGUGGCUUGCCCGCUCGUGUCCGAAUCCAUUUGCUUGGUGGGACUCCGGCCGUUUCUAGGAGUAGAGCAAAUUCUACUAACAGAAAACAACAUGGUGCUCCUGGCGAAUUCCGAGUCUUCCCCGGCGCAUUCGGCCAGCUCGAAUAGCAGCUCGAACGCCUCGUUUCUCACACUCUACAAUCUCGAGUUGCCUUCGCCUAAGAUGUUCUUCAACGAUAUUUCCAUCGUAGCUAACGUGCACAGAUUUACGUCUGUACAGACUUAUUGUCAUUUGAUGAGCGAGGCUCACAUGGUUUUGAGGGUGGUGUUGUUGGUGAAGAAAUGGACGAUGACUGAGGAUAGUGUGAAGUUGAUAAUGCCUAAAAAAGGGAAUAACGAUGAUGUUAUAGAGACUUAUCGAGUGUCUUGCGCGCUUUUGGGCGAUCACUUUGUUAUGUCGAGUAACGAAGACGAUUAUAGUUUGGCUAUACCUUAUUAUAAAAUGGCCAGAGUACUACCAGCAGAAGUUUUAAAAAGGGUGAAAACUAUACAAGAUCAAUCCAGAAAUCAUUCCACGAAAGGGUUAAUAUACUACCUUAAAAAUACAUUGCUGGAUGUAAAAGCAGGACCGGACGCCGAUAAAAUAUUCGGUUCGACUUCGAAGCAGAAUUUCUCCGAGUCCAUAUUGCAUUUGCUGGAGCACCACGGCUUCGAAGACCUGCCCAAUUUGAUUUUGAAAAGCAAAAUAUUCAGGGAGUACUCCACCGACAAAUUGAUUUAUAUACUAAACGAAAAAAUGUUGGAGUUUCCUAAAACCUCCGAGAAACACUUAGCUCUGACGCUCCUUUAUAUCCAGAAAUGCAACACUGACAAAGCCCAAGACUAUUUGGACAAAAUAACGAGAGAUAAUCUAUGCUCGCUCAUAUUGGACAAUUACGAUUUGUUGUUCGAAACCACUUUCUGCGCUCAAAAUAAAAACAAAUCGGUCACCACCUUCUCCGAAUUAGCCAUAUUACUCGUGAGCAUUUGCCCCGAACUCUUAUCCUCCGUAUUCGUUAACCUGAUGAUGGAGAAGAGGGCGAUCAAUCUCAAUAAAAUCAUCAAGGUGUUUUUGGAGUACCUCCCAUCGAGCAUAGGCAGCGAUAGCAGUUCCGCCACUCUCGUUCUACAAAAAACUUUAGAGAUGUACUUCGAGCGAUAUUUCUCUAAACCCGAAAAUUUGGAUUUGAGCAAAGCCGUCUACGAAAGAGGCGCUAGCGACGCCUUGAAGCUUCUAGUAAGGUCCUAUUUAUCUCAGCUGCAGCUCAUCCAGUUAAGAGACCAGGGCAAUAGCGAUGGGAAGAAACUUUCCUCCAACAAGACGGUAGAAAACGAGGUUCUUAGCGACGAAAAUGACGAUACGAACAAAGACCGGCACCAAGAGAAGCUGGGCUACAAUCAAAUAAACAAAACCUACUUUGAAGAAUUCGUGAAGAAGCCGAAAGAUUCGUUUCUCUUCUCCGGUUUGCGCUACGAGUACUUGGACAAAAUGCCGCCGUUUCAGGUGGAAAUAACGUCGAAAUUGUACGAGGCUUGCAUCGAAAAUUACCCCGUUAAAGAGCAGUGGUCGCCCAACGACGAGGCCGAUAUUAUUUUGAAGAAACUACAAGCGCUGCUCUGCAGUCAAAUCGUACCUAAACAUGUUAUAGCCGAAGUCAAUGCUUAUCUAGAUGUGAACAAAUCGCUUAGAGGCAACGAGAGUUUAUUAUCUAUUACGAUGUUAACUAAUGAUGCUACUUUAUUGCUGCUAGAUUCCUGUCCUCAGUGUCUUCUGCAAUACGGAAAGGACAGAUUCACCAAAACCGACGAAUGGAAAUUCCUAGUAGCUACCAUACAGCGAAGAAUCCUGAAGUUAUCCCAAACCGAAAACCUGAAGAGGGUGUGCUUCUUCCACAAGAAAAUCCUCAAAGAUAUACUCACGUACGUGGCCUCUAACAUGCCGCUCGAUCAGCUAGCGCAGGUGUUUCCGCAGCGGUUCAGUGUGAAGAGGCAGGAAUCGGGCGAGAAAUCGGAGAGCGGUUGCUCGGAUGAAGAGCUAGAUGUGUUGAGGGAGAUCCAGAACUACGACCAGUAUGUUACCAUUUGCAAGGAGACCAUGCACGCGAACCAGAUCAGCAAGCUCAUCACCACCACCGGGCAACAGUUGUUGUGCUCGCUGAAUUUGUAA
This is a messenger RNA of Phyllotreta striolata, 3576 nucleotides long. Lineage: Eukaryota; Metazoa; Arthropoda; Insecta; Coleoptera; Chrysomelidae. The record is from the annotation of a GenBank genome assembly.